AUGGUGCUGACGUUACCACAACCAACGAUAAAAGCAUUCAGAGGAGAUCCCAUAGAAUACUGUGAUUUUAUUCAGGGCUUUGAGCAUCUUGUUGAAGAGAAAACGCCAAGUUCCAGUGCUCGCCUAUACUACCUGAUCCAGUACACAUCAGGACCUGUGCAAGACCUUAUGAAAAGUUGUCUGUCCAUGAAUCUAGAGCAAGGCUACAUCAAAGCAAGAAGGUUGCUGAAAGAAAGAUACAGACAGAAAUACAGAAUCGCCGCAGCCCAUGUGCAGACCUUGACAGAAGGACCAUCGAUUAAAUCUGAGGAUGGAAAUGCUCUUCUACAGUUCUCCAUACAACUCACCAGCUGCACAAAUACGUUGAAAGAAAUUGGCUUGCUGAGCAAGUUGGAUCACCAUGAAAAUCUGAAGAAAAUUAUCAACCGGCUUCCUUUUGGCAUGAGAGUAAAAUGGUGUGAUACUGUCGACCGUAUUAUAGAGAAAGAAGGAAGGGGCGUGACGAUCGAGGAUGUGACAGAAUUCGUGACUGCCAAAGCGAGAGCAGCUACCCAUCCGAUAUUUGGAAAGAUCGUGAAUGAAAAUAAGGGAAAACAGGAAGACAACAAAGGAAAGCGACAAUUUGGCUCCAGAGUGAGCGGUUUCUCAACACUAGGAGAACAAGGAAAACUGAACAAGAGUACAUGUCCGUGCAAUGCAAAUCAUUGGCUAUCGCGUUGCGAUAAGUUUCGCAAACUGUCUCUUGAGGAAAGAAAGAAAUAUGUGAGAGACAACAAACUGUGUUUAAACUGUCUCACAAGUGGUCACUUUGUUUGCUCGUGUGCAAAGCAAAGUUUCUGUAAGGUAGAAGGAUGUUCAGGAAAGCACUCAACCUUUCUUCACCCAAGGUCUACUCAAACUGAUGGAGAGAACAACAGAGAAAGGACGCCUCCAAAGCCGCCAACAAAAGAAGAAGAACGUGAAAAUAGUUCCAGUCCAGCCAACAACGGUUAUGUAAAGAUUUCUUCAAAAUCAAGCCAGUUGAACAGUUCCUUAGUGACAGGUCUUGCUAUCGUUCCAGUUCGAGUGAAGGCAAAAGGAAGAUCUGAAGUCGUCGAAACAUACGCAUUCUCGGGCUCGAACACCUCGUUUUGUACCGAAAGUCUUCUCAAGAAGCUCAAGGAGAGAAGACCAAGCUAUCCUUAA
Molecule: messenger RNA, 1185 nt
Organism: Paramuricea clavata
Lineage: Eukaryota; Metazoa; Cnidaria; Anthozoa; Malacalcyonacea; Plexauridae
Source: the annotation of a GenBank genome assembly